This is a messenger RNA of Alternaria atra, 2298 nucleotides long. RefSeq lists its product as uncharacterized. The record is from RefSeq and is a predicted model, not a curated record. Lineage: Eukaryota; Fungi; Ascomycota; Dothideomycetes; Pleosporales; Pleosporaceae. Bases 1 to 2298 code for a protein of 765 amino acids. The transcript is spliced from 3 exons. Gene Ontology annotation, cellular component: nucleolus; Noc2p-Noc3p complex; nucleoplasm. Gene Ontology annotation, biological process: ribosomal large subunit biogenesis.
AUGCCCGUAUCCAAGGCGACCAAGAAGUUCCAAAAGAACAACCUCGGCGACGUCAUCAAGCGCCGCAAAGAUGUCGCCAAAGUCAAGCAGAGGAAGCAGAUGGACACGAAGAAGAAGGAGCGCAAGGCCAGAGACAACGAGAAAGCCGCCGACCUAGAAGAGGAAGCCGCCAAGAAGCCAAAGACGAAUGGCGCAAAGGAUGACAAGCUGGGCGAGAUGUCCAUGGACCAAUUCUUCCAGGGCGGUUUCCAAAUUCCCGAGAUGAAAAAGAAGUCGACCAAGCCAAAGACGGGCAAGCGCAAACGCACACCACUCGACGAGGAUGCAACUGAAGGCUCAGAUGAAGACAUGGAAGAUGCGCCAGACGGUGCUGACGAGUCCGGCUCCGAGAGCGACUCAGGCGACGAUGCAGACACACACAAGGAGCAGCUUGCUGGAUUGGCGGAGAAAGACCCCGAGUUCUACAAGUACCUCAAGGAGAACGAUGCGGAACUUUUGGACUUUGCUGAGGACGCCGACCUUGCAGAAAUCGACGCUCUAUCCGCUAGUGAAGACGAGGCCACACCAAGGAAGAAGCAGAAAGCCGCUAUAGACGAUGACGACCAAGAUUCGGGCAACGAGCUCAACCUGAAGACGGUCCAAAAAUGGAAAGCCUCCAUGGAAUCUAAACAUUCCCUGCGCGCCAUGAAGGAGGUGGUUCUGGCUUUCCGCGCCGCCUCACACAUGAACGACUCUGAGACUUCCAAAACAUACAAGUACUCCAUAACCGACCCAGAGGUAUAUCACCAAGUUCAAGUGACCACUCUUCACCUAGUACCAAAGGUUCUCCAACAUCACUUGCCCGUCAAGGAGAGCGCCGGUGGCAGAAUUCGCGUUCCUACCGACUCGAAGAAGUUCCGCACCCUUACGCCUCUCCUCAAGUCGCAUACCGUCUCGAUACAUCACCUCCUUGAGAACCUAUCAGAUGGCAAGACCCUUCAGAUGACAUUGGACUCGCUCUCCAACAUGCUUCCAUACAUUCUGUCCUUCAAGAAGGUCGUUCGUGAGGUUAUUCGUUCUGUCGCAUCAGUCUGGUCCGACAGCGCCAACAAUGACGGAACAAGAGUGUCGGCCUUUUUAGUUCUGCGACGCCUGGUAGUUAUCGCAGACCCAAGUAUCCGUGAGGCAGUCUUGAAGCAGGUAUACCAAGGUCUCGUCAAGAGUGCAAGGAACACCACAAUCCACAACAUCCAGGGUAUCAACCUGAUGAAGAACACCGCGGCCGAGCUAUGGGGUAUCGAUCCUACUGUUGGCUACACCACCGGUUUUGGCUUUAUCCGUCAGCUCGCGAUACAUUUGCGCACGAGCAUCACCAACAAGACGAAAGACUCAUACAAGACAGUAUACAACUGGCAGUACGUACACUCGCUAGACUUCUGGUCACGAGUCAUCUCGAUGCACUGCGAAUCCCUCAGGGAAGCAGAGUCUGGCAAACCAUCGCCAUUACGGCCCCUCAUCUACCCCGUCGUUCAGGUCACACUCGGCGCCAUGCGCCUCAUCCCAACGUCGCAAUACUUCCCUCUCCGUUUCCAGCUCAUCCGAUCGCUCCUCCGUAUUGCCCAAGCGACAUCGACCUACAUACCCCUCGCGCCUGCCCUCGUCGAAGUCCUCAACACCGCAGAGAUGAAGAAGCCCCCGAAGCCCAGCACACUGAAAGCCCUCGACUUCAGCAUCAACAUUCGCGCAUCAAAAGCCUUCCUCCGAACGCGCAUCUACCAAGACGGUAUCGGUGAGCAGGUCGCCGAGCUCCUAGCCGAGUUCUUCGUUCUCUGGACCAAGAACAUUGCUUUCCCUGAACUUGCACUUCCUGUCAUCGUUAUGCUCAAGCGUUGGGUCAAGGCCAUCACCAAGAAGAGCAGCGGAAACAAGAACACCAAGGUAUCUUCCCUUAUCGCACUUCUCGUCCAGAAGCUGGAAGCAAACUCCCGAUGGGUCGAAGAGAAGCGCAACAAGGUCGAAUUCGCGCCCAACAACCGUGCGGGUGUAGAGGGCUUCUUGAAGGAUGUGGAAUGGGACAAGAGCCCGCUAGGUGCGUUUGUGGCUGGACAAAGAAAGAGUAGGGAGCAAAAGCAGAAGUUGCUCGAGGAAGCAAGGAAAACGGAGGACAGGAAGAGGAAGGAGUCUGACAAGCACGAGAGGAGCAAUGGUGAGGUGUUUGCCGCAGAUGAAGAUGACGAAGAAGACGAGGACGUUGAGCUCGAUGGCUUGAGCGACGAAGACCUGGAGAUGGACGACGAUGAGGAGAGUGACGAUGAGUAG